Messenger RNA from Puma concolor (puma), 2226 nucleotides. NCBI's taxonomy places the organism in Eukaryota, Metazoa, Chordata, Mammalia, Carnivora, Felidae. The record is from RefSeq and is a predicted model, not a curated record.
AUGCGGCCGCUGCUGCUCCUGGCCCCGCUGGGCUGGCUGCUCCUGGCCGAAGCGAAGGGCGACGCCAAGCCGGAGGACAACCUCUUAGUCCUCACGGUGGCCACGAAGGAGACUGAGGGGUUCCGACGCUUCAAGCGUUCAGGACAGUUCUUCAACUACAAGAUCCAGGCACUGGGCCUGGGGGAAGACUGGAAUGGGGAGAAGGGGGCGUCAUCAGGUGGAGGGCUGAAGGUUCGGCUGCUGAAGAAAGCUCUGGAGAAGCACGCAGACAAGGAGAACCUGGUCAUUCUCUUCACAGACAGCUAUGACGUGGUGUUUGCGUCGGGGCCUCGAGAGCUCCUGAAGAAGUUCCGGCAGGCCAGGAGCCAGGUGGUCUUCUCGGCCGAGGAGCUUAUCUACCCUGACCGCAGGCUGGAGGCCAAGUACCCGGCAGUGUCCGAUGGCAAGAGGUUCCUGGGCUCUGGAGGCUUCAUCGGUUAUGCCCCCAGCCUCAGCAAACUGGUGGCCGAGUGGGAUGGCCAGGACGGUGACAGUGACCAGCUCUUUUACACCAAGAUCUUCUUGGACCCAGAGAAGAGGGAGCGGAUCAACAUCACCCUGGACCACCGCUGCCGUAUCUUCCAGAAUCUGGAUGGAGCCUUGGAUGAGGUGGUGCUCAAGUUUGAAAUGGGCCACGUGAGAGCGAGGAACCUUGCCUAUGACACCCUUCCGGUCCUGAUUCAUGGCAAUGGGCCCACCAAGCUGCAGCUGAACUACCUGGGCAACUACAUCCCGCGCUUCUGGACCUUCGAGACAGGCUGCGCUGUGUGUGACGAGGGCCUGCGCAGCCUCAGGGGCAUAGGGGAUGAAGCUCUGCCCACAGUCCUGGUCGGUGUGUUCAUCGAACAGCCCACGCCGUUCCUAUCCCUGUUCUUCCAGCGGCUCCUCCGCCUCCACUACCCCCGGAAACAGAUGCGGCUUUUCAUUCACAACCACGAGCAACACCACAAGGCUCAAGUGGAACAGUUCCUGGCAGAGCAUGGCAGCGAGUACCAGUCCGUGAAACUGGUGGGCCCUGAGGUUCGGGUGGCAAACGCUGACGCCAGGAACGUGGGCGCGGAUCUGUGCCGACAGGACCGUGGCUGCACCUACUACUUCAGCGUGGAUGCUGACGUGGCCCUGACGGAGCCUAAAACCCUGCGCCUGCUGAUCGAGCAGAACAAGAACGUCAUUGCCCCGUUGAUGACCCGCCAUGGGAGGCUGUGGUCGAACUUCUGGGGGGCCCUGAGCGCAGAUGGCUACUACGCCCGCUCCGAGGACUAUGUGGACAUUGUGCAGGGGCGGCGCGUUGGCGUCUGGAACGUGCCCUACAUCUCCAACAUCUACCUGAUCAAGGGCAGUGCCCUGCGGGCUGAGCUGCUGCAGACAGACCUGUUCCACCACAGCAAGCUGGACCCCGACAUGGCCUUCUGUGCCAAUAUCCGGCAGCAGGAUGUGUUCAUGUACCUGACCAACCGGCACACCUUUGGCCACCUGCUCUCCCUGGACAGCUACCAGACCAGCCACCUCCACAACGACCUCUGGGAGGUGUUCAGCAACCCCGAGGACUGGAAGGAGAAGUACAUCCACGAGAACUACACCAAGGCCCUGGCAGGGAAGCUGGUAGAGAUGCCCUGCCCAGAUGUCUACUGGUUCCCCAUCUUCACGGAGACGGCCUGUGACGAGCUGGUGGAGGAGAUGGAACACUAUGGCCAGUGGUCUCUGGGAGAUAACAAGGACAACCGCAUCCAGGGUGGCUACGAAAACGUACCAACCAUCGACAUCCACAUGAACCAGAUCAGCUUCGAGCGGGAAUGGCACAAGUUCCUGGUGGAGUACAUCGCCCCCAUGACCGAGAAGCUCUACCCAGGCUAUUAUACCAGGGCCCAGUUCGACCUGGCCUUUGUUGUCCGCUACAAGCCGGAUGAGCAGCCGUCCCUCAUGCCGCACCACGACGCCUCCACCUUCACCAUCAACAUCGCCCUGAACCGGGUCGGCGUGGAUUACGAGCGCCUGGCACAUAAUGAGGCCCAGUGGUCUGCCAUAUCUCGAGGCCCCGCCCACCCCGCCCUGACGGGCGCCCGGAGGAACUACAGCCCCCACGAUGCAGCUGGAGUCCUUCUGCUGACGUCAUUGGCUUGGGACGCCCCGGCGGUAAGCGAGCCCGCUGAGCCGCCUCUCGGGGCUCUCAGCCGGCAGACCCCCUGA